GUGUCUUGCCUUGUGAUGAGGUCCACUGUUUUAGCGAGAAGAUUACGUGUCCGUGAUCUUCCUCCCACCCUGACGAGGGACAUUGCCAGUAAUGAAUUUUCAUCAUUUUUGAAACAGAAAAUGCUGCAUUUUGGUGACAGAAAAGUUGGCGUUGUUGGGUGUCCAGUACAUCACGGACAGGCGAAGCCCGGGACGGAGCACGGGCCUGACGCGCUGAGAGAGGGGGGCCUGAUCAAGAAGUUGAUGGGACUGGGGCUGGACGUGCACGACUAUGGUGACGUGGGGACCCCCAGUCACGAAGACGACCAUCAUUUCGACCUGCCCGUCAAGAACCCCAAACACGUGGCCACCGCCUCGGAAAAUAUCGCUGCCGAUGUGUAUAACGUCAUCAAGUCUGGGAGGACUUGUUUGGCCCUGGGAGGGGAUCACAGCAUGGCCAUAGGCUCUAUCUUCGGCCAUUCCUUGGCAGAACCAGAGCACGUGGUUGUUUGGGUUGAUGCGCACGCAGACAUCAAUACUCCUCUGACGUCAUCAUCUGGAAACAUGCAUGGAAUGCCCUUGUCAUUCCUGGUGAAGGAACUUCAGCCAUACAUCAGCAAGCUUCCUGGAUUUGAAUUCAUCAAACCAUGCUUGUCUGCGAAAAACAUCGCGUACAUUGGUCUCCGGGACGUGGACCCGGGAGAGAGAUAUAUCAUCGAGAAGCUUGGCAUCCAGUCGUUCUCGAUGUCCGAGGUGGACAGACACGGGAUCAAGGAUGUGGUGGAGAAGGCCAUGCACUACCUUGACCCAGAGGGAGUGAAGCCGAUUCAUCUGAGUUUUGACAUUGACGCUUUGGACCCCUCCCUGGCCCCGAGUACCGGGACACCUGUCCCUGGAGGUCUCUCUAUCAGGGAGGGAAAUUACAUCUGCGAGGAACUUGCCGCUACAGGUCGAUUGACAUGCGUGGACAUAGCAGAAGUAAAUCCAAGUUUGGGAAACGAACGCGAUAACCUGAUCACGGUUAAUUCGGCGCUUUCGAUCAUCACGCACUGCUUCGGCGGCCGACGCCAAGGAACCUACCCUAAAAAUUACCAAAUCCCAAUCCCGACGCAUACGAAUCAUGUGGCCCCACCUCCUUCAUAGACAGUUGGGUGUUUGAGAGAGGAAACCGGCAUAAUAUGAUCAUCAAGACUAAUGAUUUAUUUGUUAACAUAAAUAUUAUUAUUAUGUAUGUACUUUUCACAGUGUACAACGAGAGAGAGAGAGAGAGAGAGAGAGAGAGAGAGAGAGAGAGAGAGAGAGAGAGAGAGAGAGAGAGAGAGAGAGAGAGAGAGAGAGAGAGAGAGAGAGAGAACGAGAGAGAGAGAGUUGAUGUAUAUAAACUCAUUUUGUGUAUAGUUCAUUGGUAUUCAUUUUGUGUUUUUAAAACCAUACCAUUUUCAGUUGAUUGAUAUUAAUGAUUUUUUUAUUACUAUAUGUUUACUUGAAUAUGACAGCAAUACAAUAAUUAAACAUCA
This is a messenger RNA of Magallana angulata, 1496 nucleotides long. Its product is annotated as arginase, hepatic-like. The record is from RefSeq and is a predicted model, not a curated record. The transcript is spliced from 8 exons. NCBI's taxonomy places the organism in Eukaryota, Metazoa, Mollusca, Bivalvia, Ostreida, Ostreidae. Bases 16 to 1122 code for a protein of 368 amino acids. Gene Ontology annotation, molecular function: arginase activity; manganese ion binding. Gene Ontology annotation, cellular component: cytosol; cytoplasm; nucleus.